GGUGGCGCUAACUCACCGGCCCGCAGGCUGUGCGCCAAUUUAAACCCAGAUGUAAAGAAGUCGAUCAGGAACGGAAAGAAACAGGAAGAAGGAGAAGAAGACAACAUCGGUACCACAAUGAAUAGGAGACUACUGAAGGAGCUUGAUGAAAUGCGCAAUGUCGGAGCGAAGCAUUUCCGCAAUAUUCAAGUAGAUGAAACAAAUCUUUUGAACUGGCAAGGGCUCCUUGUUCCUGAUUCUGCUCCAUAUGACAAAGGAGCAUUUAGGAUUGAGCUCAUCUUUCCCGCGGAGUACCCCUUUAAGCCACCUAAGGUCACUUUCAAGACAAAAAUCUACCACCCCAACAUUGAUGAGAAGGGUCAGGUCUGUCUGCCCAUCAUUAGUGUGGAGAACUGGAAGCCAGCCACCAAAACUGAUCAAGUGAUUCUCAAUCUCGUCGGUCUGGUGAACAGCCCCCAGCCGGAGCAUCCGCUGAGGGCCGACCUGGCAGAGGAGUACAGCAAAGACCGUGCUAAAUUCAUGAAGAAUGCCGAGGAGUUUACAAAGAAACACAGUGAAAAGCGGCCCGUUGACUGAAGGCCCCUCACUGACGCUCGCUGCUGUUGACCUCCUCUCCGUGUCCCGUCAAAGAGCCCUGUUCUAACCCUUAAAAUACACAGAGAUGCCAUGUUCUAGCAUACCUGCUCUUAUUAGCACUUCAAUCACUCCUUAAUAGAGGCUUGUGUUUCCGUUUCACUUUGGCAAAAAAAAAAAAUCUGGAGUCUUAGGUGAUAGGCAGGCGCUGGCCUCUAGGCGUCACCUUUUGCUUGUUUUGACUUCUUUCUACUGAUUUCUUUUUGGAUAAAAACAAGAAAAAUUGUCAGGGGUGGCAUCCUGGAAAGUUAAAUAUCAGAAAAGGAUCAAAAGUGCUGUUCUGCCUACUUAGAUGUUGAAUGUUUUUUUUCCCGAUUAUUAGUUAUUGCAGACCUGUUUACAGAUUUUAAACUUUGUUUUCAACAACACAAAUACCCAGUUAAUCUAAAGCUGUUGUUUAUAUCUAUUUUUCUUUAUUUGUUUAUACUUUCCCUUAUGAUACACUGUACUUUGUGAAAUCACCUGUUGCAGUACAUAAAAAUUAAAGUUUGUUACUGAUGCAGAAUUCCUCAUUCAAUCUUUGUGAACAUGCAACAACA
Notothenia coriiceps (black rockcod) is the source of this 1172-nucleotide messenger RNA. Its product is annotated as ubiquitin-conjugating enzyme E2 L3-like. The record is from RefSeq and is a predicted model, not a curated record. NCBI's taxonomy places the organism in Eukaryota, Metazoa, Chordata, Actinopteri, Perciformes, Nototheniidae. The transcript has 4 exons. Bases 118 to 576 code for a protein of 152 amino acids.